Arctia plantaginis is the source of this 1353-nucleotide messenger RNA. The record is from the annotation of a GenBank genome assembly. NCBI's taxonomy places the organism in Eukaryota, Metazoa, Arthropoda, Insecta, Lepidoptera, Erebidae.
AUGCCAGUCGAUCGCACACCGCCAAAACAACAAAUUACAUUGCCUACGCGCACGGUCCAGCGCCAGCGUAGCGACUCGGAACCAAACUUAAACUUAAAUGACAUGCAGUGUGAAUUGGAAAACCUAAACGUAACCGUCCGCGCAAAACGUAAGCGCUCGGAGGACAGUGGCGAUGUAAACUUGUCCGUAUUUAUGUCUGAGAUGACGAAAAUGUUCCAUGAUUUUAAAAAUGAACAGGAACUAAAAGUUGCUGCGAUAUUGGCUUCUGUUACUGAUAUCAAAAAGCAAAACAGCGAUAUUUGUGCUUCUGUUGAGUAUGUAUCGAAGUCAUACGACGCUUUGCUGGAGCAGAUAAAUCAUUUAAAAUCAGAACGACAAGAAAACCUCAACUAUAUCCGUACCCUUGAGAAUAGAUUAGAAAAAGCAGAACGCAAUGCUCGAUCUAGUUGUGUGGAGAUCCGAAACAUUCCCCCAAAUAAAAAGGAAUCUAAAGAGCAGCUACUACAUACCAUAAUUGCGACCGGUAGAACCUUAAACAUCCCCAUUGAAUCAUAUGAAGUCAGAGACAUCUUCCGUAUACAGACCAAAGAACCUGACCAAAAACCCAUCAUCGUAGAUUUCACUAGCGUCAUAAAGAAAGAAAGAAUACACCGUCUAAAGAUGUCCGCCGAAAAAAAUACAUCAGAAUUACCUGCGAAUAAGCCUUCGGCUGAGGUCACAGACAACGGAGAAGUGGCUAACCCUCAAGAGGCUACCCCUCAAGAAGCUACCCCUCAAGAGAAUACCCCUCAAGAGAAUACCCUUCAAGAAACUACCCCAAAAGAGGCUACCCCAAAAGAGGCUACCUCUCAAGAGGCAACCCCAAGGAAGGCUACCUCUCAAGAAGCUACUAAGCAGAAGGCUGCCUCUCAAGAGCCUUCUUCAAAGAAGGCUACCUCUCAAGAGGCUACUCCAGAGAAGGCAACCUCUCAAGAGGCUACCCCCAAGAAGGCUACCUCUCAAGAGGCUACAUCAAAAAAGCCUACCUCUCAAGAGGCUACAUCCAAGAAGUCCACCUCUCAAGAGGCUACAUCCAAGAAGCCUACCUCUCAAGAGGCUAAAUCAAAGAAGCCUACCUCUCAACAGGCUACAUCAAAGAAGCCUACCUCUCAACAGGCUACAUCAAAGAAGCCUACCUCUCAAGAGGCAACAUCGAAGACGGCUACCUCUCAAGAGGUUACCUCUGAAGAGAAUGAACGAGCCGCUCUGCAGGAGGCCGUGCGCCUUCUGUACGAUGAACCCUACACGGCUCCCUCAUCACCUGAGCAACCCCAACAGGAGCAAUCAAUGGUGAGGCUAAUAUUUAUAUCAUAA